Molecule: messenger RNA, 219 nt
Organism: Cinara cedri
Lineage: Eukaryota; Metazoa; Arthropoda; Insecta; Hemiptera; Aphididae
Source: the annotation of a GenBank genome assembly
UGGAAAUCUCAAAUACUGAAAUAUUCUUCUGAAGAUACGUUUUUGGCAGGUGUUCUUCGACAAAUAUUAAUAAGACCUCCAUUGUUAAUAUUUUCUUAUGAGCCUAGAAAUGAUGGUUCUGGAAAACGCAUUAGAACACCCAAAAUUGUUCAACCAACAAUCAGUUUUCGCUGGAUAGCAUCAUAUUAUAAUUUGACAUGGAUUUUAUUUUUAUUGACA